Molecule: messenger RNA, 1515 nt
Organism: Oncorhynchus gorbuscha (pink salmon)
Lineage: Eukaryota; Metazoa; Chordata; Actinopteri; Salmoniformes; Salmonidae
Product: stimulated by retinoic acid gene 8 protein-like
Exons: 7
Coding region: 709-1515 (268 amino acids)
Biological process (GO): meiotic cell cycle; cellular response to retinoic acid
Molecular function (GO): protein dimerization activity
Source: RefSeq, a predicted model, not a curated record
UUGUCUCGUGGAACCCGUACUACCACCACUACUACUAACUACUGCAGCAGUCAGCCGACGAUGAAUUUGCAAUUUACCGAAAUUGCUGCUGAGCACCCGCUGCUGACGUCACGCACAACGCAUUUCUGCAGCCAGACACGUGUGUUGUGACCGAGAACAUCGGGUUUUUGGUGUCAUUUAGAGGAAAAAAUGCAUUUUAACGGCCAGACACGUGUGUUGUGACCGAGAACAUCGGGUUUUUGGUGUCAUUUAGAGGAAAAAAUGCAUUUUAACGGCCAGACACGUGUGUUGUGACCGAGAACAUCGGGUUUUUGGUGUCAUUUAGAGGAAAAAAUGCAUUUUAACGGCCAGACACGUGUUGUGACCGAGAACAUCGGGUUUUUUUGUGUGUCAUUUAGAGGAAAAAUGCAUUUGAGCGUUUGAGUCACUUCAUCAAAAGUUGCUAAAAGUUUUUUUUUUUUUUAAGUAGCUAAAUUUGUUGCUAGGUGCAGUUUGAUUAUUAUUUUUGUUGCUUGGGUACUCUGAAACGUUUCUAAAUCUAACAACAAAAUUGCUAAAUUGGCAUCACUGAUCUCAAUACUGCCGGUGGAUGAGACGGUUGGAGCCUCUUUACCGCCGUUCAUCACACUAUAGAUCAUUUCCCAUAACAAUUGGACAGAAAACGCGGACAGUUUGUUAACAUAACAUUUAUAAAAGAUUUCAGAAAGGAUGUCCAGACGAGGCCGUACCGGUCCGACCGGGCUCCGGAGGAAACGGGACACGGAGGAGCACCGGAAGGAGAGAAGACGGGCUCUGCAGGCCCGACACCGGGCCAACCUGGCCAGCCUGUUCGAGACACUCAACACCGUGGUCUGUCCCACAUCCGACAAGAUGCCUGCUAAGUGGAAGAUCUUGGACCACGCCAAAGGAUUUCUGAAAGAGCAGGAAGCCCACCUGAGCAGACUGAUGCUACUGAAAGGGAUAUUCCUCGGGAAUGAAGACGGGCCGUGCAGCUUGGAGGAAGUGAGGGCAGAGUACCGGAGGCUGCAGUCACACAGCAGCUCCCUGCGCUCCAGAAGACCUGGUGGCCACAGACGUCAUGGCGGAGCUGACGGAGAGGACCUGACUGAGACCAGUGAGGAAGACUCUGCGGAGGAGACUCUGGAUGACUCCGCCCCCUCUCAGACCUCCAUCAACUCUCUCACCAACAUCCUGGAGUUUGAAGGGUACUUGUUGUUCUACAGACAGACACUGGAGAAGUUGGUUUGUAGCGGUGUGCUGAGCCCGGGACAGACUGGUCUGGCUGUAGUAUCUGAAGCUAUCUCAGGCCUGUGGGAUAGCUUCUCUCCAGAGCGCCGGGCAGCCUACCAGACCUGUCCCCCCCAGCAGAGCACCCUGGGCUGGGAAGGGCCGCCAGAGACACCCUCUAAUCCUGUUCUAGACACCCACCUCCACCUCACGCUCCAGCCCUCCACUCAGGCAAACAGCCAGGGAGCCUCAUCUCCUUCUAGCUAUGAAGAGCUAAUAGCUGACUGA